Molecule: messenger RNA, 2192 nt
Organism: Dothidotthia symphoricarpi CBS 119687
Lineage: Eukaryota; Fungi; Ascomycota; Dothideomycetes; Pleosporales; Dothidotthiaceae
Product: pre-rRNA-processing protein ESF1
Exons: 2
Coding region: 22-2130 (702 amino acids)
Biological process (GO): rRNA processing
Cellular component (GO): nucleus
Molecular function (GO): RNA binding
Source: RefSeq, a predicted model, not a curated record
CACCAACACUGCAAAUCCACAAUGCCUUUACCAAAGAAACAGACUGUUCCCAUCAAGGCGGCGAGUUCCAGCGCGCCAAAGAGCGACGCUCGAUUCGCAAAUUUCGAAAGCGACCCAAAGUUCAGACUGCCUUCGAAAAAACACAACAAAACCAAACUCGAUCCACGUUUCUCGCGCCUACGCAGCGACCCGGACUUUUACAACAAAGCCACGGUCGAUAAAUAUGGUCGCAAGAUCUCAAAGGAUGCCGGGAAAAAGGCCAUGGAGCGCUUGUACGAAGCAGACGAUGACGAGGAAGUUGGAGAAGAUGUAGAAGACGAGCUAGAACUAGAGGGUCCGUCAGAUGGGAAGCGGGACAAGGCUGUCGCUAAAGAGCUGGCAAGAGUAGCAGAGCAAGGCUUCGAUCCUAUCAGGGACGGCGGCAUAGAGUCUUCUUCAGAUGAGAGCUCCAGUGACGAAGAAGAGGACGAAGACGUCGAAGAGCAGGCAGAAUUGGCUGGGGAGGGCAACGAUGUGCCGACGGGUGACAUCUCAGCCCGUCUGGCUGCGGUGAACAUGGACUGGGACAACAUGCGGGCCAGUGACAUAAUGGGUGUCGCGAGUUCGUUUAUCCCAGCUGGUGGGAAGAUCUUGAACGUGGUUAUCUAUCCAAGCGAGUUUGGCAUGGAGCGACUACAACGUGAGGAGAUUGAAGGCCCGCCUCGCGAAAUCUUUGCGUCCACAGCGAACAAAAACGAGAACAACAUCACCUCAUUGGGCGACUCUCCACAGGCAUCCGAUUCCGAUGAUGACGAGCAAACAAAUGACGAUCUGCAGAAAGAUGACGGCGAGGAGUUCGAUUCGACGGCAUUGCGGAGCUACCAACUCGACCGUCUGCGCUACUACUAUGCUGUUAUCACAUGCUCUUCAGCAAAUGUUGCAAAAGCGAUCUACGACAACCUAGACGGGCGAGAAUACCUAACGAGCGCCAACUUCUUCGAUCUUCGAUUCGUUCCUGAUGGCACCACCUUCGACCAAGACCCCCAUGACAACUGCAACAAAUUGCCGGAAGGCUACAAGCCGAAUGAGUUCACCACAGAUGCGCUCACCCAUUCGAAAGUCAAGCUGACAUGGGACGCCGACGACGCGACAAGAAAAGAAGUCCAAAAGCGCGCAUUCUCGAGAAAAGAGAUUGACGAGAAUGAGCUGCAAGCUUACCUCGGUACAGACUCUUCGUCGUCAGAAGAUGAGACUGAGAUUGCCAAAACUGAAAAGGCAGCAAGUCUCCGAGCAGCUCUAGGUCUCGAAACCACAAGCAGAACCUCAAAGUCGAAGCCAAAGCCAUCUGCGAAGAGAGACCGCGAUUUUCCCAAGCCAGACGGAGAAAUGCAGAUUACUUUCACAGGCGGCCUCUUGAACGGCACUGGCAAGGGCUCUGUAUUCGAGAAUGAAAUUCCUAUUCAGGAGACAACCAUGGAAGCGUACGUACGCAAGGAGAAAGAGAGAAAGGCCAAGCGCAAGGAACGAUCAAAGGCCAAAAGGGAGGGGCGGGAUCCUGAUGCCGAGAUCGAGGAAACAGCGGACGCUGAUGCGGGUGUUGGUGCUGAUGAGGACGAUCCUUUCAACGACCCGUUCUUUGGAUCUGACGCCGAAGAAGCCGCGAAGGCUGUGAAGGUGGACCAGAAAUCCAAGAAAGCCAAGAAACGCGAAGAGAGAGAACAGCAAGAGAAGGCCAUAGCAGCUGAGCGAGCGAAUCUCGAGCUACUUAUGGCUAACGAAGAUGAUAAGAUGCGUCACUUCGACAUGAACGAGAUCGUCAAGGCGGAGAAGGCUAAGAAGAAGGGAAAGAAGGCCAAGAAGAAUGUGCCGGUUGUGGAAGACAACUUCAAGAUCAAUACAAGCGACCCGCGUUUUGCUAAGCUGUACGAGAGCCAUGAAUUCGCAAUCGAUCCUACAAACCCAAGGUUCAAGGAAACAGCGGCUAUGAAGGCACUGCUUGAGGAGGGACGUAAGAAACGAAAGCAAGGUGGGGACAGAGAUGAACCUGAACGUGCGCGGGAUUCCAAGAAGUCUAAGAAGGAGCAGACCGAUGGGGAUGACGACCUCAAGAAGCUGGCGGCUCGCAUCAAGGCCAAAAGCAAACAAACGUAAGGUGUUAGAUCAAUUUGCGUAGAAUGAUACCCCGUGGUCCCUGGUAAAUUCCAACGUAGCAC